GGCAGAAGGUUGGCAGGCCGCCCGGUUGACUUUGACCACGUGCAGACGUGUCUAGCAGGCCUCAUCGCCGCAUCCACCACGUCCAGUCGUGCUCUGUUGUGCGGGGUGACAAGUGAUGACCGCUUUAUUAAAUUUAUACCAGCAAAUUGUUUCAGUUUUAGUAUGAGUUAGAAGAAACGUUUAUAUCAGUGAAAUUUAUAUUUUUGAAUACGUGUGCUUGAACUAAAAUAUGAGUUUUAAUGAAAUUGGAAUUUGAUUUAUUAAAUGAGACCCUCGUUAUUUUAGUGAUGUUUUUAAAUGUUCCCAAACGAUAUAAUCGAGACGGCAUGUAAAGAAUACACGUGUUUUGCAAUGACUACAAUUAAAAUUUCAAUGGGAAGUUUCUGUUGAGAUACAUAUUCCGAAUAAGGAACAAGGUAUUCGAUCGCGCUCAAACAUUUUAAUGUAGUUUUGUAACUAGCCAUGAACAUUGUGCAGUGACCCUGUCGCCAAGCUUUCGUAUCGUGCUUAUCACUUCUUCAAGUCUGCAGUGCUCAGCUGGCCUGCUAGUUAUAUACUGCUUUCAUACACAGACCAUAAGGACUCUGCUGAAUAUGGUGAAGAAUCCGCUUAUUUACACGAUCACUUCAAUGCCAAAUCAUUUAUGAAACUUUGAAUAAAAUGCAAUCCUAUCCCUCAAGUAUGAUAUUUAUGUAUGACCGUGUUUUAAAAUAGUUUUAUCGUUACAAGUUAGUUCUUGUCUGUAUUUGGGGGAGGUCAGAACAAUCUCAGUUGGUGCCAGAGUGCCAGAGGAUGUCUGGAGAAAUGUCCAGGAAGACUUUCUUCGUGAGUGUCGGUGCUGGUCUAGCAGUUUUGAGACUGCUGCUAGCGUGCAGGGUUCUGCUGUGGUUUGGGUUGGCUGCCCCUCUGACCAUCCCCACGGUUGCCAUGUCAACUUUUUCGGGACCUAACGCGACAGAGUGGCAACUUCACCGCACAAUGAGAUUCACCGCUGAAGAACUCCUCAACACGCGGUUUGCCAGUCGCAUCUCCGACGAUAUUGACCUGGACCCGUGCAAAGGAGACGGGUUCCUGGACGACAUUGCUCUCCCGAACAUGGGCCUGGAACUAGAAUGGGAGAGACAGAAACAAAACAAGAGCUACAUAGAAGAGGUGGAGAAGUACAAGAAGGAGAUCCUAACCGAGGGGCUGCAGGUGGAGGAAGAAGGCUUGCUGGAGGUGCAGGUGGCAAGACAGCGGGAGAUGAGACGGCAACAACAGGUCAGCAACAGAGCAGACUCAGUUCCACCGCUCGAGGGCGAAAACAAAGCAGUGUCCAAGGAGGAGGAGGACAACAAUACGCCGAGGAGACACGACUCCAGCCCAAAGCGGGGCGCCCAAGCAGACGGAGAGUCGCGCAAGAAGGACAGGCGAAGACGAGCCGGAAGGAGACGGUCUCACAAACUUCGUAAUGAGUCAGAAGGCUCAAGGGACAAAUCUAAAUUUAAUGAGAAUGGAAGACAAAUAAAUCGAACACUUCCUCACGAUGAUGCAGGACUGCAGUUGUUACAUAACAGCACACAGAAACGUACGCAUAUCCUGGAAGAUGCCAACAAACCUGCACAGAAUGGACGUGAAUCUGUUCAAACCACGUCUACAGACGUCAAUAAGAUCUCUUACAGACCGGGAAAUUCGCUUGGUACAGCACAACUGACGAAACCUCCAGCUGAAGAGCCUGCGGCGACACAAAAACGUCGACGUGUAGUUAGAGCCGCCACUGCCCGCAAAGAGAGAGUGUGGGACUACGGGGUGAUACCCUACGAGAUAGACGGGAACUUUAGUGGCGCUCACAAAGCGCUGUUCAAACAAGCCAUGCGUCACUGGGAAAAUUUCACGUGUGUCAAGUUUGUCGAAAGAGUGCCCUCAGAACAUCCCAACUACAUUUUGUUCACAGAGAGGCCUUGUGGGUGCUGUUCUUUUGUUGGGAAGCGUGGCAACGGCCCACAGGCUAUUUCUAUUGGGAAGAACUGCGACAAGUUCGGCAUCGUAGUGCAUGAGCUGGGGCACGUGGUUGGCUUCUGGCACGAGCACACGCGUCCUGACCGUGACGACCACGUUCAGAUUGUGCGGGAGAACAUAAUGACUGGCCAGGAGUACAACUUCAACAAGUUGACAGACGAAGAAGUGAAUUCCCUGGGUCUCCCAUAUGACUACGACUCCAUCAUGCACUAUGCACGUAACACCUUUUCUAAGGGCACAUACCUCGACACAAUCCUGCCACUGGAGAGGUACACCAAUAAGAGGCGUCCUGAGAUUGGACAACGAAUCAGGCUGAGUGAGGGGGAUAUUGCUCAGACUAACCUACUGUACAAAUGCUUUCGUUGUGGGAGAACAUAUCAGGAUAAUUCUGCCACAUUUUCAUCACCAUCACAUCCAAAUUCAAGUCCACCAGCAGAGGGUGAACGCUGUGAGUGGCGUAUCACAGCUACACACGGUGAGCGCAUUGUGCUCAACAUUACUGAAAUGGACAUCUAUGAUAGUGACAACUGCCGCACUGACUACAUUGAGGUUCGCGAUGGCUAUUGGCACAAGUCACCUCUCCUUGGACGAUACUGUGGCAGUAAUCGUAUCCAUAAUCCAGUGAUCUCAAAUGGGAGCCGAAUGUUGGUGACUUACAUAGCAUCCACCCGUCAGAAUGGCCAUCGUGGAUUUAUGGCAAAUUAUGAAGCUGUCUGUGGAGGUCAUUUGACAAUGGAUGAAGGUCAUCUGGAGUCCCCAAACUAUCCAGAUGAUUAUCAGCCUAACAAGGAGUGUGUCUGGAAACUCAGUGUGCCAGAAACCUACCAGGUGGCUUUAAAAUUUGAGUCAUUUGAGGUGGAGAAUCAUGACAAUUGUGUGUAUGACUACCUAGAAGUGCGAGAUGGUUUGUUGCCUGAUAGUCCGCUUAUUGGUACAUUCUGUGGGUACAAGAUUCCACGUGAUAUUCACUCUACAAGCAAUCACCUGUACAUCAAAUUUGUUUCUGAUGGCUCAGUUCAGAAAGUAGGCUUCUCUGCAAAGUUUAUGAAGGAGUUUGAUGAAUGUGCGCUACAAACCCAUGGCUGUGAACAUAACUGCAUAAAUACUCUUGGCGGGUAUGAGUGUUCUUGUAGAAUUGGAUUUGAGCUGCAUUCUGAUGGCAAGCAUUGUGAAGAUGCUUGUGGUGGAGUGUUUGAUGUCUCAAAUGGCACAAUAACAAGUCCCAGUUUCCCAGAACUGUACCCUGUAAACAAGAAUUGUGUGUGGGAAAUCAUAGCUCCACCACAGUACCGCAUUACUCUCAACUUUACUCAUUUUGAAUUGGAAGGAAAUAAUGUGUAUCAGCAAGAGUGUGAAUAUGACAGUGUGGAGGUACACAGCAAGAUGGGUGAGGAUGUAAUGAGGAAACAUGGUGUCUAUUGCGGCUCCCGGAUCCCUCCCCUCAUCACAUCAGAUGGAAACAGCCUCCGUGUUGAAUUUAAUUCUGACAACUCAGUCCAGAAAUCUGGCUUUGCUGCAGUUUUCUUUACUGAUAUGGAUGAAUGUGCAAUCAACAACGGAGGUUGUCAACAUGAAUGUCGUAAUACCAUUGGUUCCUAUGCAUGUUCCUGCCACAACGGGUUCAUGUUGCAUGAAAAUGGACAUGACUGUAAGGAGGGAGGAUGCAAAUAUGAGAUUACUGCACCUUCUGGAACCAUCUCUUCACCCAAUUAUCCUGACUAUUACCCAAGUCGCAAAGACUGCAUUUGGCAUUUCACUACUACUCCAGGACAUCGCAUUAAGUUGAUAUUCAGUGAGUUUGAACUGGAGCCCCACCAGGAGUGUGCUUAUGAUCAUAUUGUGAUAUAUGACGGAGAUUCCCCAGAAGCACACACACUGGGAAGAUUUUGUGGCUCCAAAGCGCCACAUCCAAUUAUUGCUACUGGGAAUCAGAUGCUUUUGGUCUUCAAAUCAGAUGCAUCUGUACAAAGAAAAGGCUUCUUUGCAAGCCAUACAACAGCUUGUGGUGGGCACCUACAGGCAACUGACCGUGUCAAACAUCUGUAUUCACACUCAAAGUAUGGUGACCACAAUUAUGAAAAUAGAGCAGAUUGUGAUUGGUCUAUCGAGGCAGAGCCUGGCCUCAAUGUACAUCUCACCUUCCUCACAUUUGAGUUGGAAGAUGAACAGGACUGUGGCUAUGAUUAUGUUGAGGUUUACUCUGGCCUUGAUGCUAGCGGACCUUUUUAUGGCCGCUUUUGUGGAAAUUCAAAUCCCACUGAAAUCAUCUCUAUGAAUGAGGCCCUUCUAGUCCGUUUUCGCUCAGAUGACUCUUUAAUGAACAAAGGAUUUUCAGCUUCAUAUGUUGCUUCUGAUCCUAUGGGCAGUGAAGAGGGGGCAGUCAGAAUAGCUCAAGAGGAAGAAGAGAGUCAAGAUGACUAGGAAAUUAUGAUCAGCAUGAAUUAAAUAAGUUCAGAUUGGGUACACCUAAGGAUGGCAAUCUGUCUUGCUUGACAUGCUGUGGUCAGGUUUCAGGGAUUGGCUUGGCUUAGUCAGAAUAGCACAUUAAGUGAUGGAAGUACUGAAGCUUUAAAAGAUCUCAUAUGUCAUUAUCUUGAAGGAAUAUCCCAAGGCUGGUGUAGUGUCCAGUGUAUGGUGAUGUACUUGAAGACUAGAACAAGAAAGUAAGAUUGUAUGUAUUAUAGCAGCUUCAAUGUUCUGAAAGUAACUGGCAAGGAAGUGCUCUAAAUACAGUGGGUGUAAUUUCUGUCAGUGUCAUUCACAUGUUUAGAAUUCCUGAGGCCAUUCAAGCCAGGACAUAAUGUCUAAGCAAACAUAUAUUUUAAGAUCAUGACAAACCAUGAUACUUGCAUGAAUUCAGGGUGCAAUUUUUACCGUGUUCACUCUUCAUAAAGACAAUUUGUAUACAAUAAAUUAUAUCCUUCAUCCACAAUUUGUUUUUAAUAACAAAUAUGUUUAAAUGUCAUACUGGACUUGAGAUGUGGGUUGAGCUAAUUUAUGUUGCAGAAUAGUGUGAGAAACACCACCAUUAAUCAGAUUAACAAAUCCCAUACUUGGCAGGUGGCUGAACAUGCAACAGUGCUAUGUAACCUUUGUCUUGUAUCAAUUAACUAAGCGACCCAUCAUUAAGAUAUGCAGGGAAAUGGAGGUAUAACUAGCUACAUGUAUUCUUAAGCUAAGCAGGCAAGCUUUAUAAUCCACAGCACCUUGGAUUCAUAUGAUUAUGGUACCAAUACAUAACAAGUGAAGAUGGUGAAGGCAUAAACAGAAAUGUCACAUUAUUUUCACAGCAUUCCAUGGUUAGAUAGAGGGCAAGUGACUUGGACAAUAUUAGUUCCAAAAUAAUGAUGUAUUUAUAACAUUUAAAAUAUAUAAGAAAUUAUGUGAAUAUAGUAUACCAAUGGUUGGACAUGACUGAACACCUUUAAAAUGUUUGCUGCUCAAAAUGGCUGGUGUUUGACUACUCCCACUCCAUGCAAAGCUGUCCACAAAUGACUCAACUUUACAGAUCUAAACAUAGCAUGGGCCAUGUAGAAUAAAUUGUAUUCAUUUUACAGUGAA
This is a messenger RNA of Zootermopsis nevadensis, 5559 nucleotides long. Lineage: Eukaryota; Metazoa; Arthropoda; Insecta; Blattodea; Termopsidae. The record is from RefSeq and is a predicted model, not a curated record.